AUGCAUUUCUCUCUUGCAUCUGUGUCCUUCUGGGAUCUGGCCCUGUGGUUGUCUGUCACAAUAGCUGUACUUGGCGUUGUCAUUGGUCUCGUCAUAUUCCUUUCUCUGGAAAUCGCCCACAAUAGCCCUGUCCACAAAUGCCGCCCAAAAGACUCGCCUGUCCACCUCUUAGUUGUCCUUGGAAGCGGUGGUCAUACAGCUGAAAUGUUCUACAUGCUCUCGCGCAUGGAUAUGAAGAGAUACACAUAUCGGACUUACGUCGUGAGCUCCGGAGAUAACUUCAGCGCUGGCAAGGCCAAGGAAUUUGAGACGGAGAGAGCUUGUUCGGAUAACAACUACAACAUUGUGACAGUACCUCGUGCCCGAAGAGUUCAUCAAUCAUACCUGACGGCACCUAUUACUACACUCCAAUGCUUCUGGGCUUGUCUUACUAUUCUCUGUGGGCUUCAUCCAGACCAGCAACUCCCCGAACAAUACGGCUCUCCUUACCCAGACUUGAUUUUGACAAACGGCCCAGCUACAGCUGUUUGUGUAAUCCUAGCUGCGAAACUCGUCCGCUUUUUGCAGUGCGUGUUUGGCUUCAACUUCUUAUUGCGAAGCUCCACAACACCACCCGUGUCCAACCUGCGCACCAUUUAUGUUGAAUCUUGGGCUCGGCUUUAG
This is a messenger RNA of Penicillium arizonense, 663 nucleotides long. Its product is annotated as glycosyltransferase family protein. Gene Ontology annotation, biological process: dolichol-linked oligosaccharide biosynthetic process. The record is from RefSeq and is a predicted model, not a curated record. The coding region runs from base 1 to 663 and encodes 220 amino acids. The transcript is spliced from 3 exons. Gene Ontology annotation, cellular component: UDP-N-acetylglucosamine transferase complex. Lineage: Eukaryota; Fungi; Ascomycota; Eurotiomycetes; Eurotiales; Aspergillaceae.